Messenger RNA from Polyodon spathula (Mississippi paddlefish), 2311 nucleotides. Its product is annotated as N-acetylgalactosamine-6-sulfatase-like. Bases 583 to 876 code for a protein of 97 amino acids. The transcript is spliced from 6 exons. The record is from RefSeq and is a predicted model, not a curated record. Lineage: Eukaryota; Metazoa; Chordata; Actinopteri; Acipenseriformes; Polyodontidae.
UGCAAGAAAGAUAUAAAAGGGAAUUGCCUUUAGCCGUUUUCGGUAGAAAUUUUAUUUCUUUGGCAUAGAUGACAUAGUGGGUAUCUGUAGUGGAGGCUGGUUUUUCAUUCUUUAUUCCUAGCCAUCUUUUUUUUUUUUUUUUAAAGCUCAAAUGCCAACAGCCUACCAACAUUCCUAUUUUCUCAACUUUUAAUUGUAAGGGUUCUCAUCGUUCUAAUAAAACAAGCCCACCAGUGACUGUUUUUGAAGUCUGUUUUUAUACUUGUGGAAACAGUUUACUCAGCCCAUUGUUCUGUAAGAAUACAUUUUCAUGGUAUCUCAAACACGGUCAACAGCUUGCUUUUCUUACUUCCCCCCUUCCCACGACGAGAUCCUGUUUGCUUUUAAGUUUUAAUCAGUCGGGGUUUGUCUUGCAGGUGCUCCCAAAAAGGACAAACAUGCCUGGGAUCAGCUCGACCGACCGGGGGAGUCAAAGGGGCGGGCGCCUGAGGGGGCGGGGCUUCCGCUCCUCCAGAUACAACAGCAGCGGCUACCAGCCGAGACAGCGGGGCCGCUCCUUCAGCCUACACACCCCAGCAGAUCAUGGGAGGGAUCCCAAAGGAGGAGAUUCUGCUUCCAGAAAUGCUAAAUAAAGCCGGCUACAUCUGUAAGAUCAUUGCUAAAUGCAGCAAAGAAGAAACCCCAAACAUCCCAGUGUACAACAACUCUGAAAUGGUGGGAAGGUAUUAUGAAGACUUCAUGAUUAAUAGGAAAACAGGGGAAUCUAAUCUUACACAGCUCCAUCUAGAGGAAACUCUCAGCUAUAUUAGGAGACAGGCCGCCUCCCAUCAACGAUUCUUCAUAUACGGGAUACAGAGACGCACUGAUGGAAAUUAACCACAGCGUGGGGCUCAUUCUGAAGGAGCUGCAAACCCAGGGAAUCGCAGAAAACACCUUUGUGUUUUUCACAUCAGAUAAUGGUGCUGCCCUGAUGUCGGGCCCUUUGCGAGAUAUCCACAAAUCCCUUGAGUGUGUGUGUGUGACUCUGUAGUGGGAAUGGUGUAGUAUGGUUUAAACACAUUUUUUACACGUGAAAGGUGUUUUUUCCCUGGAAAUAUCAGCCCUGCAGGUGUUUUUAGUAGCAUGAGACAGAUGUUGGUUCAAGCAGGGUUCAAAGGUUAGGAUGUGUGGGUCCCUAAAUUACUGUUAUAUACUGUUAUAAACGCUGAAACACUGACCUGUAAUCGAUCCAUAUUCUCAUAAUGAAGUGCAUGCUGACUGGAGCUGUAGAAAGCAAAUGUGAAUAUUAUAAUUAUGUGAUGAGUGUGUAAAGCAUUUACAGUCGUCUUGGUAUGUUUUAGCAAAAGGUUUGUUUUCUGAUUUUUCACUGACAUGUAAGGAUCACAUAUACAGUAUAUAACAAAGACAAGACAAAGCAUUUUUAGUAUAGUACAGAUUAUGAUAACUACUAUGAACAAAUCACUAAUUCCAAGUUUACUGUACUGUGAUUUAAGACUCUAGGUGAGCCUCUAAGAGCUUUUAGUCCAUAUUGUAUUGUACUUCAAGCUAGUUUAAAUAAUUCUACAGGGUCUCCAAAAAGAAUUAUAAACACCCCUCUCUAGUCCUUAUUGUAAGCACCACCUACCAACAAUUAUUAUAUACCUUCUUGCAUAUUUCAAAUAAUGGUACUACCGCCAUUUACACCUAUGCCAGGCUGGUGUCUAAUGCAAAAAUCAGCAUAUGCAGCUUCCCCCAAAUGGGAACAUUAAGAGAUACAAUGUACCAUAUGGGGGCCCACAUUACCCAGAGAUAAAAUUGUACAAAUCCAAACUCAUUUGAUCGUUGAAGACAUGGAAAAAGAGUUGUUUGUCUUUGAAUUGAUUAAGUUUUCAAAGUAUCCCUAAAUAGACAUUAGUCAAAUAUAUGUAAGAUUUUAAUAAGAAAGUUUUGCAGUGAGUCCCCAAAAAGUCCCCAAAAGGGGGGAUAUAGGGGGUCUUCCAUGAAAAAGUUUGAAACUGUUGGGUCUCGAGACUCGAAUGGCAUCCCACCACGGGCCACCCAGAAGAACAGCCAGUCACACCUGUCCUACUGGAACCCUUUCAAGUCAAAAGGGUUUUUUAUUUCUGAUGAUUUUUUUUUUUUUUUUAUCCACUAAGCCAGUACAUUCUGCAAAUUACUUUUAAUUGUAUUAUCAGUAGCCCUCACACCAGCUUGCACUGUAGGAGGAUUUUCCAGGUCUGGGUGCCUCACUGAGUCAGUGGGUGAAUUAAGCCCUACCCCCAGGCAGAUAUCUCUCGGGUGUGCUCGGAGCUGAUAGCAAUUUAGAAUUGGA